AUGAUGGGAAGAGUGACACAGAUUUAUAAGAAACUUGAAGAGGAUUUUAGGGAGACAGUACUUUGUUCCCCAAAGUUUGAUAUGCGGACUGUACUUGCGGUAUCACCGCUUCUGGUUGCUGAUUUUGCUGGCGUUAGAGGUGUUCCAUUAACCCCAAAUGAGAAGCAAACCUUGUUAGACCUCCUCACACCGCCGCCUUCACGAGUCCCUCGUGAUGGAUAG
Molecule: messenger RNA, 222 nt
Organism: Prunus armeniaca (apricot)
Lineage: Eukaryota; Viridiplantae; Streptophyta; Magnoliopsida; Rosales; Rosaceae
Source: the annotation of a GenBank genome assembly